AUGACGGAGAAUAUAAUAUCACAGCUUCGUCUUCUUUCCAAGCUUCAAGAAGGCAUUGCUGUUAAUAGGAAUAGCAAUAGACAAAGAGCCGUAAAAUCUGAUCAAAUAUCUACAGACCAGGAUAUCAAUAUGAUAGAUGAAUUACUCGAUCUUCAAUAUUACAUGAACAAACGUAAAUCGGACCAAAAGGAGCUACCUAUGUCAAGAUUGCACAUACUACAAGAGCUUAUAAGUAAACUUGAGCUUGGUGCGCGGGUUCGUCAUGAUUCUAAACGAAGAUCAUCCGUCCCAUGCGAGUAUGUUCAAAAUAAUAAAGGGCGCGAAGGAGUUCGGAGAGCUAAUUCCAAACGAAAACCAAUCGUUCCACGCAAAUUUGUUCAGCACGAUAAAGAAUACGAAAUAUUUCGUAGUUUUAAACAGAAGUCACCCAUUCCAGUUAAAUCUAAAUUGCUUGAUGACCCUAAAGAACCCAAAGGAGUUAAUAAAGAAGGUGGACCAUCGAAGCCACUUCCGAUUUCUAAAAAACUGAUUCAAAAUAAAUUUACUGCUGAUAGUGAAGAAUAUAAAAGAGUUCGUAAAGAAGGUGGAAGUAAGCAAACUCCCCUGACUUUAAAUAAAUUAAUUGAAGACCAGGAAGAACCCGAAAGAAUUCGUAAAGAAAGUAGAUCUGCGAAACUACUACCUGUAUCAAAUAAAUUAAUGGAGGACCCCGAAGAACCCAAAAGAAUUCGUAAAGAUAGUAGAACUACUCUACGAAUUUCGAGUAAAUUGAUUGAAGAUGAUGGGAGUGUAUGGAAGAGCAAGUAG
Molecule: messenger RNA, 807 nt
Organism: Trichoplax adhaerens
Lineage: Eukaryota; Metazoa; Placozoa; Uniplacotomia; Trichoplacea; Trichoplacidae
Exons: 1
Coding region: 1-807 (268 amino acids)
Source: RefSeq, a predicted model, not a curated record